Messenger RNA from Drosophila eugracilis, 2673 nucleotides. RefSeq lists its product as uncharacterized. Gene Ontology annotation, molecular function: protein serine/threonine phosphatase inhibitor activity. Lineage: Eukaryota; Metazoa; Arthropoda; Insecta; Diptera; Drosophilidae. The record is from RefSeq and is a predicted model, not a curated record.
UGCGGUCACUCGCAUUUAGUCGCUUGCCAACACUAGAAAAAAACUAAACGGGUAGCUAAAAAUUACAAUCACAGGACACAAUUUUAUUGACGGAAAUGGAAUCGGAGACGAAAGCCAGCGGCGAGGAGGAGAAGCAGCAGGAAAACCCCUGUGCAGUGCCCAUGGACACUCUAGACCCACCACCACCGAGUGCCAGCUCUAAGACUCUUAAACGCUGUCUAAGCGUGCCCAUCAUCCGGACACCGCCGUCGGGAAAGUCGGGAAAAACUCCAAUGACGACACGCGCAGCCGCAGCAGCUGCUCUGGCGGCCAAGGAGCACGAACAGACGCCUAAGAAGAGCCAACAGGUGCUGGACAUCCAGAUGCCAAAUGUCCCAUCCAUCGAUUGCUUCGGCAAGAACAUACACAUACGAUCCCAGCCCAAUUCCCGGGAGGUUUCCCCAGCUCCCGUCUUCAAUAUAUUCACUCCACGAGCCAGAAGGUAUUCGGCUAGCUAUAGCCCACUGACCACGGCCGCCAAUGGAGCCACUCUUUGCCUAACACCCCGAGUGUCCCAGCUGAGGCAAGAGGAGUGCGCAGACUUGAACAGCCGGGAGGUGAAUCAUGAGCGGGAGGUUCAUCGGGAAAUACAGAUCUCCCAGAGCUGGGAGGAUCUGACAUUGGUGGCCGAAAACUGGUCCUGUAAAUCAGACGAGUUCUCGAAUCCCCUACAGGUCAGCCUGCCCCCAACGGGCACCACCAGUUGCUCCAGCCCCAGUCCCACAAAUAAUCGUGCGGGCAUGAGAUUACCUUAUUCACCGUCGCCCACAAGGCGCACUUUUGCCACCAGGAGAUCGAUGUCUCCCAUUGCCAUGCGGCCAUCUCAACUGGGACCCGUAAAGAGGAAAUUCGAGCUGGACGAUAAUCCCAUGCAGGGCAGUAACUGGAGCGUGUACUCUCCUCCGCCAUUGAAGAAAAUCUUCACGGAAAGUCGCGGCUCCUCGCCGGUGUGCCAAUCGCCCUCGUCGGUGUGUCCCAGUCCUGAUUCCGGAACCUUUGAUGGCCGGAUUACGCCCAAGUUGUUCAUCUCGAAACUGUGCACCAACAAUACGAUGAGUGGAGGUGGCUUAAAUAACAAUAGUAGCAGCUCGGGCUGUCCGUCUCCCGUCUCCGCUUCGCCCGGUGGAGUGGGAAGUGGGCCAAAUCUAGAGGCUGCCAUGUGCCUCGUUUCGGGCGGAAGCCAGAGCCAAAGUAUCGACGAGGGCAUCUCGAUACCUGAGUCGGAGACACACAGCUCUUGCCGCAGUCGCACCUCCUCCAUACUGUCCACUGCAUCGUCCAGCACUCAGGUGCUGGUCAACGAUCUGGUGGACGAUGCCACUCUAAUGGACGAUGCCAAAAGCGAGACUUCCUCGAUCGGUGGGUGCUCCACCAUUAGCAUAGAGUCAUCCUCCUGCGACAGUGGUGCCAAAACAGCUGCCACCUUCCUUAACCGCCUCGUGGUGGAUUCGGAUGGCGGUGGUUCCCCUCUGGCCCAGAAGAGCUUUUAUAUCAACAAGCAGGGAUUGUCCGGCGCCAAGAAGUUUGUCGUUAACCACGAAAGAACCGGCGCCGCCAGCAAAGAUGUGCCGCAAAAGCUUUAAGAGGAGCGUGUGGAAUCACACUCAGAUUAGCUUAGCUUAGGGGUCGAUUUUAGGGAUGCUAAAUGCUAAAUUAAAUAAUCUCAGGCGCCAAAAAUUAUUCUUUGGUUAAUUUUAAGUCAUUUGCUUUGAAUUUCUUUCAGAAUUUUAUAAAGAAAAAGCCAGGUUUAUCUUGUCUUCCCAGAAACUUCUUAAAAACAUCUUUUUAAUUUGCUCAUUUUAACCCAUAAGUAAUAUAAACUGUAAAUGUCUAACCCUAAAGGGUACUUAACUUGCUUUUUAUAAAUUAAUUAAAGAAACAUUUUAAAUUUCAACUUCUAUUUACAUUCAAAGCAAAUUUCCAUUAAAAGACCAAAGAUAAACUAGAGGUACUUUGAAGUUUGUAACAGAGAUCAGAAAUCGACCCAAAUAAUAACCAAUAACACGCUUUAGUCAAGGGGUUUAGAAGCGAUCCCCUGACUUGCUAAAUACUAGAUCGUAGCUUUGUUGUACAUAGUUAAGUUGUUUGUCUGAAGUUCGAAACCAUCUUGCAUAUCAUUUAUCGCAAAACACACUCGCACACCCUUUCAUAACUAGCAAACAUUCGUUUUUAAUAUGUUAGAAUAAGAUCUUUAUAUAUAUAUAUAUAGCCAGAGUUAUUUUGCCCCAUCUUUGUGUUAUAGUAGUGUUCUUCAUUUCCAAUGUUUAAAUUUAACACUCGUUUUUUUUUAGUUAAGUUAAAAAGUUUAUUUAACUAGCGUUACUGUAGUAUCGUUAGUAGUCGCCACCUCACCCUAGAAUUAAGCUACCAAAACCCCAAUUUUGCCAAAUAUGUUUCCUCUAUGCUUAAAUGUAAACCAGCAUUAUAUUGCCUAUAAUGUGAUCCAAUUAAUCGCGGAUAUCUGCGCGUAUCCCUAGAAACAAACUGAUCGAUAUAUAUAUAUAUAUACGCAUAUUAUAUAGGUUACCAUUCGAUUCUAAUUAUGGUAAGCGAAUUUACGUAGUUUCAGGAAUGAGUUAUACUUAGAAAGGAUCCAAAACAAAAGAAAUGCCUAUUAAAAGAUUUUUCAAUAGA